Molecule: messenger RNA, 1102 nt
Organism: Ostrea edulis (European flat oyster)
Lineage: Eukaryota; Metazoa; Mollusca; Bivalvia; Ostreida; Ostreidae
Product: N66 matrix protein-like
Exons: 2
Coding region: 138-959 (273 amino acids)
Source: RefSeq, a predicted model, not a curated record
AUAUCAAAGACCAACAAAUCCGGAAACAGACUGAAAUCAAAACUAUUUUGGUCUGAAAAAAAGUCCCCUUACGCAAGAAACCAUGUGAGCGAGGGGUAUAAAGAGCCCCGCGUGGUGUUUCCCUUCCAUCAAACAGCAUGAUGAAUUUCAAAGUGAUUCCAGCGAUUUUGGUGCUAUGCUGGCUUAGGUAUAGUGAAGCUACAUGGCCGGGCUGGAGCUCCCGGGACGAAUGUCCUCAACUAAGCUGUCCAUCUAUUUACAUUCCACCAGAAUGUCGUCAAUCGGAUUUUACAUAUGUCAACGGUAGAAGAUGUCCAGCCUGCGAUAUAGAUACCUGCCAGGGAGGCAACGACCGUGGCAACAACCGAGAUAGAUGGGACAACAAUCGUGUUGGUAGAGGCGGAAACUGGGACAACAACCGUGGUGGUAGAGGCGGAAACUGGGACAACAACCGUGGUGGUAGCGGAGGAAACUGGGAAAACAACCGUGGCGGUAGAGGUAGAAAUGGGGACAUGAUGCGUGAUGGCGGUAAUGGAAACUGGGACAACAAUCGUGGUGGUAUGGGUGGAAAUUGGGACAGCAGCCGCGGUAGAAAUUUGGAUCGUGGUGGCCAGAUGGAAUCUAACCGCGGCGGAAGGAAUGUUGACACGUCUCGUGGUGGUAGUGUUUCGUUCGAUAGAACAAGGGGAGAUGUUACAUGGGAAACGGACCGUAACAGAAACCGCUGGGAUAGCAGUAGGGGUGGAUCCUGGGAUAACAAUCGUUCCAGUUCACGCGUAGAUGAUCGCCGAGGAGGAAGUAACUGGGAUAACAACAGAGGAAACCAAGGUGGUUCCGGAUCCGCUGGAAACCGUGGACCCGGUGGAAAUCCUUCAGAUCGUAGGAACGACUCCGGAAGAGGUGGCGGCAGAUUUGAUGGUGCUUCAGGACCCAGUCGGAAUGGUCGUCCCAGAUUUUAAUGAUAUAGUUUGAUAUUUACACUCUACAUGUAUUUGAUUUUCAUUAUUCUUACACAAUAUUCGUAUAUAUCAGCCAUGUUUUCGUGUGCAAUUUAAAUGUGUGAGUUUUUUCAGAGACAUGUUUAUUAAAUGUCUUGCAUGCA